AUGAAGGUGAUCCCGAGCGUCCUGGCCUUCAGUGCAUUUGUCACUGCCCUCGUCUUCAUCCCACAGACUUCUCAUGCUCAAGAUGUCAUUGAAGCUGAACCGGGUACCGCACUGUUCGAGCAGUUCCGUCCGGUUUACCACUUUGCUCCCCGUGAAAAGUGGAUGAACGACCCGUGCGCACCGUACUACGACGAGGCCACAGGUUUGUAUCACAUGUUCUACCAGUCGAACCCAAAUUCAACGAUCUGGGGCAACAUGACCUGGGGCCACGCCGUGUCAAAGGACCAGGUGACUUGGGAGGAUUAUCCAGAUGCGCUCCACCCGUUCGAGGACAAGUGGGACAACCUCGGUGUGUUCUCGGGCUUUGCGAUGAACAAUGCCAUCGACGGCAAGCAAACCGUGUUCUACACGGGUGUCACUGCUCUCCCCAUUUCGUGGAAGAAGGAGUAUCUCUUUGGUGAGCAUGUCGUGUACGCUACCACGGACGAUGGCGGAAAGACCUGGCAGAAGGGCAGCGAGCCUUUGAUCGAGCUGCCGCCGCAGGGUCUUAACGUGACCGGCUGGCGUGACCCGAUGCCGUUCCACUCGAAGUCGCUUGACGCUCACUUCGGCUACGACGCCUCAAACGGCAGCAACUACAUUCUAGUCGCUGGUGGCAUCCACGAUGUCGGUCCGCGUAUUUUCCUGUACCAUGCUGAAGACUACGUCAACUGGGAGUACCAGGGCUACCUACUCGCCCAGGAAAAGAACACCACGUUCUCUCCCUACAGCGCGAACUGGGGCUACAACUUCGAGACUACUAUCUACCGUGAGAUGACAGAUGAGGACGGUGAGCUCCACAACGUGAUGCUGUUCGCCGCGGAGGGUGAUCCGAACCGGUACCCGAUGUGGGCCACAGGUUCAUUUUCCGGUGGUGGCUGCGGCGUGGAGGUCGAUCCUGAGGCGGGACUAUUCACGCCUCUGAUGGUGGGCGUGUCGGACCGUAGCGACUGGUACGCCAACAGCAUCUACACCGACAAGGACGGGAAGGACGUCCUGAUCGGCUGGAUCACCGAGGACAACAACUUCACCACGGGACAGCCUCAGGGAUGGGACGGUAUCCUGUCGGUGCCCCGCGAGGUAGGUAUCACCAUUGUGCGUGAUAUCUAUGACGUCGACGAGCACCUGGUCGGUAAGGGUGACUGGAUCGUGUCCGACUCGAAGGACGUGUCGUGUGGUGACGGCACGACCAAGCAGAGCAAGACCAUUAAGACGCUCGGCGUUAAGCCGCUGAGUGACCUGCAGCUGCUCCGUAACGAGAACGCGAUCGAGCAGGUAGCGAGCGUGUCGGUGAACGGUUCGUCGCAGGUGCUGAACUCGACGGGUGCUUCGUUCGAGCUGAUCGCUGAGGUGUCGGACUUCGAGCGCGGCAGCAAGGUGGGCUUCGAGGUUCGCCGCAGCUCGGCUGGCGAUGAGGUGACGACCAUCGUGUACGAUGACGCGGAGAAGAAGGUGAUCAUUGACCGUUCGAAGAGCUCCAACACCGAGUGUACCGUGUUCAAGGACAACGGCGUCAAGCCGAUUUCGGACUCUGUGUGGGGAUAUUUCUACCUGUAUGACCUGUUCACGGGUGCUUCUCAGAACGACGUGUGCGAGGCCACCCGCGAGAAGCUGAGCUUCCACGUGUUUGUGGAUGUGUCUAGUGUGGAAGUGUUUGUGAACGGCCGCUUCUCGCUGUCGGCCCGCGUGUACCCGUGCGCCACCCAGACGAAGUCGGACGGCAUUGCUCUGACGGCUUCUGGUAACUCUACGUUCGAGAAUGUGCAGGUGUGGACGGAACCUAAGCACGCUUGGGCCGAGACGCGCACGGUGACCGCCCUCUAAGCAGAUUGAGAUGAAUAGGCAUGUCUUAAAAAUAAAGUAAAAAGAAGCAUGAC
This is a messenger RNA of Phytophthora nicotianae INRA-310, 1916 nucleotides long. RefSeq lists its product as hypothetical. Gene Ontology annotation, molecular function: sucrose alpha-glucosidase activity. Bases 1 to 1863 code for a protein of 620 amino acids. The record is from RefSeq and is a predicted model, not a curated record. Gene Ontology annotation, biological process: sucrose catabolic process. The transcript has a single exon. Lineage: Eukaryota; Oomycota; Peronosporomycetes; Peronosporales; Peronosporaceae.